Molecule: messenger RNA, 318 nt
Organism: Knipowitschia caucasica
Lineage: Eukaryota; Metazoa; Chordata; Actinopteri; Gobiiformes; Gobiidae
Source: the annotation of a GenBank genome assembly
AUGCGAGAGUAUAAGGUGGUGGUCUUGGGCAGCGGCGGAGUGGGGAAGUCCGCCCUCACGGUGCAGUUCGUCACCGGGACUUUCAUCGAGAAGUACGACCCGACCAUCGAGGACUUCUACCGGAAAGAGAUAGAGGUGGAUUCCUCGCCCUCGGUGCUGGAGAUCCUGGACACCGCAGGAACCGAGCAGUUCGCCUCCAUGCGGGACCUGUACAUCCGAAACGGCCAGGGCUUCAUCCUAGUCUACAGCCUGGUCAACCAGCAAAGUUUCCAAGACAUUAAACCCAUGCGAGACCAGAUUAUACGAGUGAAAAGGUGA